AUGUGGCAGCGGUCGGUGUGCGUGGGCCUGCUGGCCCUGGCGCUGGGCUACCUCUGCCUACUGGGCCCUGAGCUGUCCCCCUCGGCGCUGCGGCACCUCUCCGCCUCGCUGCUGGGAGGGCUGCGCCGUGCCCGCUCCCUUGAGGCCCGUAUGGUGGCGGCCUGGCAGGCGGCGAUCGUCCGCCCGGCCCGCGGAUGGGCGCGCGUCGCCGUCGGCGUCAAUGCCUGCGUGGACGUGGUGCUGUCCGGCGUCAGGCUGCUGGAGGCGCUGGGUCUGGAACCUGGGGAUGGCAGAAAUCACCUGGUCUUGAACUCCCAACAGGACCUGAAGGAAGCAUUUGCUCACUUCAUGGAGAAGGGGGCAGCUGCUGAGCGCUUCUUCAGCGACGCUGAGUCCUUCCAGCACAUCGCUCGGACGGCCUCCGAGCACCCUGGGGCACAGCUUUAUGUUGGAGGAAACGCUGCUCUCAUCGGUCAGAAGCUGGCAACAAACCCAGACCUGAAGAUCCUUCUUUGUGGCCCAGUUGGCCCCAAACUCCAUGAACUACUUGAUGACAAUGUGGUGGUGCCUCCUGAAUCCUUGCAGGAAAAAGAUGAAUUCCAUCUCAUCUUGGAGUAUCAAGCAGGGGAAGAGUGGGGACAAGUGAGAGCACCCAACGCCAACCGCUUCAUCUUCUCCCACGACCUAUCCAACGGCGCCUUGAACAUGCUGGAGGUCUUUGUGUCCAGCCUGGAUGAGUUUCAGCCAGACCUUGUGGUGCUCUCAGGACUUCACAUGAUGGAAGGGCAGAGCAAGGAGAUGCGGCACAGACGGCUCCUGGAGGCUGUGGCCUCCAUCUCCGAUAUCCCGACUGACAUUCCCAUACACCUGGAGCUGGCCAGCAUGACUGACCAGGACUUCAUGAGCAACAUCGUGCAUCAGCAGGUGCUUCCGCUGGUGAACUCCCUCGGGCUGAACGAGCAGGAGCUGCUGUUCCUGACGCAGGCCGCCUCGGGGCCCCACGCCUCGCUGGGCUCCUGGCGCGGCGUGCCGGACGUGGGCGUGGUCAGCGACAUCCUCUUCUGGCUGCUGAAGGAGCAGGGCCGGGCGGCGCGCAGGGCCUCCGACCUCACCCGAGUCCACUUCCACACCCUGGCCUACCACAUCCUGGCCACGGUGGACGGCUACUGGGGCAACCAGGCUGCCGCCGUGGCCGCUGGGGCCAGAGCCGCGGGGACGCAGGCCUGCGCCACCGAGACCAUCGACGCCAGCAGAGUCUUUCUGAAGGCUCCCCUGGAGUUUGUGACCUCCCAGCUGGAGGCCCCUGCCAGAGUGUCUCUGAACCCCGACGAGCCGGUGGUGCGCUGGCACAGAGAGGGCAUCUCCUUCCAUUUCACCCCCGUGCUGGUCUGCAGGGACCCCGUGCGGACCGUGGGCCUGGGGGACGCUAUCUCGGCAGAGGGACUGCUCUACUCCGAAGCCUAUCCUCAAUAGAAGCCUGAGAGCCUCCUCCUUCUCCACUGUGUGUGGUGUCCAAUCAGCAGGGACUGGGAUUGCAGCCAGUGGUGGCACUGAGCAGAACCAGGGUGUGCUGUGUUCUCUGGCUGGGACUGGGAAAGAGUCAAAGAGUAACUCCAGGGAUCAGCUGUCAGACGCAUUCCAGUUGCCUGGGCAAGGGGCCCAGGGCUUCACUUUUAGGUGCAGAAUGUGAGAAGUGGCUUAGCUUUGUCUAAGGAUGCUGGGAGGGAGAGGAACAUCACCAGCCCCUGCUUGGCCUGGGUUUGCUGGUUGUAACUCUGAAGGGGCUGUGUGUCUGCCAGCCCUGGGAGACAGCAGCAGGCAGGAGAAUUCCCUGCCAGGGAUCCCAGGGGGAGCUCAGCAGCACUCAGCUCUGUCUCUCCUCUGAUAAAUCAACAAUAUUAUCUCAUCCUAGCACGUUGGUAUGUGGCAAGAGGUGACCCUUCUGCUUGCUUGGUGUGAUGAUGGGUGAUGAAACCUUUUACUGAUGAAAAAUUACC
Indicator indicator is the source of this 1997-nucleotide messenger RNA. It is a transcript of the gene ADPGK, whose product is annotated as ADP dependent glucokinase. Gene Ontology annotation, molecular function: ADP-specific glucokinase activity. Gene Ontology annotation, cellular component: endoplasmic reticulum. Lineage: Eukaryota; Metazoa; Chordata; Aves; Piciformes; Indicatoridae. Bases 1 to 1473 code for a protein of 490 amino acids. The transcript is spliced from 7 exons. Gene Ontology annotation, biological process: glucose metabolic process. The record is from RefSeq and is a predicted model, not a curated record.